Lactuca saligna is the source of this 2625-nucleotide messenger RNA. The record is from the annotation of a GenBank genome assembly. NCBI's taxonomy places the organism in Eukaryota, Viridiplantae, Streptophyta, Magnoliopsida, Asterales, Asteraceae.
GCCCAGAACCAUAACCAAACCAAUGACAAUGCUCAACGCUGAGACGUGAUCACAGUGUGGCGGCAACACAAUUAGCGAGCGCGAAACAGACACUGAUCGAUCGAGAAAUCUGACGAGAAAAGCAAUUAAAAAAGGCGGAAUCAAGCGCCACAGAUGGCGGAGGACGGUGGAGGUGGAUGGUUUCCACCGAUGGAUCUGUUCCGUUCAGAGCCCAUGCAUUUGGUACAACUCAUCAUUCCUAUUGAGUCCGUUCACUUGACAAUCUCUUACCUCGGAGAUAUCGGCCUCAUUCAAUUCAAAGAUCUGAAUGCAGACAAAAGUCCUUUCCAGAGAACAUAUGCAAGCCAGAUCAAAAGAUGUGGAGAAAUGGCACGAAAGCUUCGGUUCUUCAAAGAUCAAAUGUCAAAGGCGGGUACCACAUGGUCAUUAAAACCUAAUAUAUUAGCUGAUAUUCAUCUGGAUGAUGUAGAGUUGAGACUUGGAGAACUCGAAGCAGAGCUGAUUGAAAUCAACACAAAUAAUGAAAAGUUGCAGCGUAGUUAUAACGAGCUUACAGAAUAUAAGCUAGUUCUAAUAAAGGCUGGAGAAUUUUUCAAAGCUGCACAAAGCAGUGCUACAGCUAAGCAAAGAGAGUUUUCCUCAAAUAAGCUACCUCCUGAAUCUUUGACAAUUCCUCUAUUGAAGGAUGAUGAAUCAGAAAACGACCUAAGCAAACAAGUGAAAUUAGGGUUUCUAACUGGGCUUGUGCCUAAAGAAAAGGCUAUGGCUUUUGAGAGGAUUUUAUUUCGUGCUACAAGGGGUAAUGUGUUUUUAAGACAGGCUCCUCUUGAAGAACCUGUGGUUGAUCCUACUUCUGGACAGAAGGUUCAGAAAAAUGUUUUUGCUGUUUUCUUUUGUGGAGAAAGAGUGAAGAGCAAAGUUGUUAAAAUAAGUGAUGCUUUUGGAGCAAAUCGUUACCCUUUUGCAGAAGAUCUUGCGAAACAAUCACAGAUAUUAAAAGAGGUAUCUGGAAGGAUAUCUGAGCUAAAGAUGACAAUACACGCUGGACUUUUGCACCAAGGCACUUUGUUACAAAAAAUUGGAGAACAACACGAACAUUGGAAUCAAGUGGUAAGGAAGGAGAAAGCUAUUUAUCACAUUUUAAACAUGCUGAGUAUUGAUGUGACAAAAAAGUGUCUUGUGGCUGAAGGGUGGAGCCCUGUAUAUGCAACUAAAAGGAUCCGACAUGCACUGCGUAAGGCAGCAAUUGACUCAAGCUCACAAGUUGGCUCCAUAUUCCGUGUUUUGCACACAAAAAAGUUACCUCCAACUUUUUUCCGAACAAAUAAAUUUACACAGUCCUUUCAGACGAUUGUUGAUGCAUAUGGGGUGGCUAGGUACCAAGAAGCAAACCCUGGAGUAUACACUGUUGUCACAUUCCCAUUUCUGUUUGCUGUAAUGUUUGGUGAUUGGGGUCAUGGUAUAUGCCUCCUUCUAGCAACUUUAUAUUUAAUAUCAAAGGAGAAGAAAUUUUAUGGUCAGAAGCUUGGAGACAUUGUGGAGAUGACAUUUGGUGGGCGUUAUGUCAUAUUGCUGAUGUCACUUUUCUCCAUCUACACAGGAUUGAUAUACAACGAGUUUUUCUCGGUUCCUUUUGAGUUAUUUGGUCCUUCAGCUUAUGCCUGCAGGGAUGAUUCCUGCAGAGAUGCUACAACUAUAGGGUUGAUAAAGGUGCGUGAUACUUACCCAUUUGGUGUGGACCCUGUAUGGCAUGGGACUCGUAGUGAGUUGCCAUUUCUCAACUCGUUGAAGAUGAAAAUGUCGAUUCUGAUUGGGGUAGCACAAAUGAACCUUGGGAUUAUUUUGAGCUUUGUCAAUGCCUUGUAUUUUAGAAAUAGCUUGAAUAUAUGGUUCCAAUUUAUUCCACAAAUGAUUUUUUUGAAUGGUCUGUUUGGAUACCUUUCCCUUCUUAUAAUCGCAAAGUGGUACACUGGUUCAAAAGCUGAUUUAUACCAUAUAAUGAUAUACAUGUUCCUAAGCCCCACUGAUGAUCUUGGUGAAAACCAGCUUUUUAAUAACCAGAAGACAAUUCAGAUUGGGCUGCUACUACUUUCACUAAUUGCAGUCCCAUGGAUGCUGUUCCCUAAGCCUUUCAUUCUGAAAUCACAACAUAACCUGAGACAUGGAGAUAUAGAUGAGUAUGAACUACUGGAAGACAUAGACGACUCUUUGCAUGGAGAGGCUAAUGUUGAUUCAGAGGGUGAUCAUGAAUUCGAGUUCAGUGAAGUAUUUGUUCAUCAACUCAUCCAUACAAUAGAAUUUGUUCUUGGGGCUGUAUCAAAUACAGCUUCAUACCUUCGUUUAUGGGCACUCAGUUUGGCACAUUUGGAAUUGUCAGCUGUAUUCUACGAGAAGGUUCUUCUACUUGCAUGGGGGUAUGACAACGUUGUCAUCCUCAUCAUAGGCAUCGUUGUAUUCAUUUUUGCAACUGUAGGAGUGUUGCUAGUAAUGGAAACCCUAAGUGCUUUCCUACACGCAUUAAGACUUCACUGGGUGGAAUUCCAAAACAAGUUUUACGGAGGAAACGGACAUCAAUUUCGUCCCUUCUCCUUUCAAUUACUCAGUAACGAGGAUGAAUCAACUUAA